Linum tenue is the source of this 303-nucleotide messenger RNA. The record is from the annotation of a GenBank genome assembly. Lineage: Eukaryota; Viridiplantae; Streptophyta; Magnoliopsida; Malpighiales; Linaceae.
AUGUCUUCAGGGAUUGGAGAUCACGAGUUAGAAGGCAGUUAUAACGGUGGGGACCAGCUCGAUGAGCUAUCAGAUGAAGGGUCACAGGAAAGGGAGAAGAAGAGGAGACUGAACAUGGAACAAGUGAAGACAUCGACGAAGAACUUUGAGAUGGGGAACAAGCUUGAACCAGAGGGAAAUAUGCAGUUGGCUAGAGUUGAAGAGAACUUCGCCUGCAGUCGACCAGGCUUCCCCCCAUCCCUUCACAGCCUUACCACCAUGCUUUCCCCCAUCCCUUCACAGCCUCACCACCAAAGUAAAUAA